AUAUUAUUAAAGAAAACAAAUUAAAACAAUGGAACCAUAUUACAACCACCUCAAGCAAGCCCUCCGAUCCCUCCUCGCCGCCGCCGUCCGCCUCCGUGACACCACAUUCAAAUUCUUCACCGCCGUCGCCGACACCCUCUUCUCCCUCUACUUCGCCUCCUGCAGCAUGCUCCCAUGCACCGUCGACCUCGACGACGACGACGCCGCGACCACCACCGUCCACUUCUGGAUCCCCGGCCACCGGAAAUCGACCCGGCCGGCCCUCGUCCUCAUCCACGGUUUCGGCGCCAACUCGCGGUGGCAGUUCUACUACCAAGUCCGCCACCUCUCCCGGCACUUCAACCUCUACGUCCCCGACCUUCUCUUCUUCGGCCGGUCCUACUCCGAGAAUCCGGACCGGUCGAUCGAGUUCCAGGCCGGCUGCGUGGCGGCGGGGCUGAGGAAGCUCGGGCUGGAGAGGUAUAGCGUGGUAGGGCUGAGCUACGGCGGGUACGUGGCGUACCGGAUGGCGGAGGUCCACGUGGCGGCGGUGGAGAAGGUGGUGAUCAUUAGCUCGGGGAUUCAUUAUACGGACGAGCAGAAGGAGGAGCAGAUGAGGAGGAUUGGUGGGGAAGGGAUUCGGGAUCUGCUGCUGCCGAAGAAGCCUGGGGAUGUGAGGAAGAUGAUCAAGCUUGCUUUGUACAAGUCACGUCGGUACAACUUGGCGCCCGAUUUUGUGCUCCAAGGCUUCAUCAAGGGAAUAAGUAACAAUCACAAGAAGGAGAAACUAGAGUUGGUGGAUCACUUGAUGAAGAAAGCAAAUGCAAAACCAGCCCGUAUAACUCAGGAAACUUUGCUGUUAUGGGGUGAGAAGGAUAAUGUUUUCCCAUUGCAUUUGGCCUACCAACUUCAAAGCUAUUUGGGAGCAACAGCAAGAGUGGAAGUACUGAAGGACACUGGGCAUGGCGCGAACAUAGAUUCCCCGGAGGAAGUGAACAGAUUGAUAACAUGGUUUGUUUCAUCGGCCAAAUCGUAAUUGAUAAGUGGUGAAUUAGCUAUACUUACGAUGAUAAUUAUAGUUAUUAAGACCUAAUUAAGUUAAUUACUUUCCAAGAAGCUGGAUGUAAGUACCUUAGUUACUUGUGUGCCCAGUUGGAUGUGUAUGACAAAUCAACACAGAUGAAAUAAUUACUUCCAUUCCAACUGUAUAUUAAUAUUAUGUAAGAAUAAGAGUGAAAAAUUGAUUGACAUCUUGGGCAAUCAAGUUAACAAACACAGCAUGGGUUAGAGAGAGCCAAAAAGGUAAGGGACAAGUCAUGGAGAGAUGGAGUGUACAGACAUUAGGAGGGAUGGUUAGCCAUACACAUUUUCUCUCUUCUCUUCUCUUCUGGACCAAGGGACCACGGCGUCCUUAUCCAGGCUGACUCAAGACCUGUUCGACAGCCGUUGUCGCUAGGACCGCAAAUGAAUCUAGUUGUUAGCACGAUACUCGGAUUGGGAAGAGCUCAUUCAGGACUUUGUUCGUUAGAAAACGAGUCCAGUUUGAGAUUUGAUUCUGCUUGGCUUGUUUGGCGUGUAAAUAUUUAACGAAAGUAGUGAUUCUAAUUUUGCGUCAAACGAUAUGUUUAUGAGUUUAUCCUUCACCAAUUAAGUUGAAAAGUAUAACAAUUGAUACAAAAAGAAAACAUUUAUUGGUACUGGUAAUGCUAUUUGGUGGAACAAAAUCAUUACAUUUACAACUCUGGAGAUUAAAAAAAUAUCUAAUAAAUCAAAGUAUAAUCA
This is a messenger RNA of Linum trigynum, 1761 nucleotides long. The record is from the annotation of a GenBank genome assembly. Lineage: Eukaryota; Viridiplantae; Streptophyta; Magnoliopsida; Malpighiales; Linaceae.